AUGGGUCGGAAGAAAAUACAAAUAUCCCGGAUCACAGACGAACGGAAUCGGCAGGUCACAUUCAACAAGCGCAAAUUUGGUGUGAUGAAGAAAGCCUACGAACUCAGCGUACUGUGUGACUGCGAGAUAGCUCUCAUCAUAUUCAGCUCCAACAACAAACUUUACCAAUAUGCUAGCACUGAUAUGGACAAGGUUCUACUGAAAUACACGGAGUACAACGAGCCACACGAGUCACUGACGAACCGCAACAUCAUCGAGGCACUAACGAAGAAAGAGCAUAAGAACGGAGUGAUGUCGCCUGACAGCCCUGAAGCUGAGCCGGAAUACAAUUUGACACCGCGCACCGAAGCCAAAUACUCCAAGAUCGAUGAGGAAUUCCAAAUGAUGAUGCAGAGGAACCAGUUGAACGGAAGCAGGGUGGGAGUGGGUGUGGCCGGCAGCAACUACAAUUUGCCCGUUAGCGUACCAGUGGGAAGUUACGACCAGUCUAUGCUUCAAGCUAGUCCUCAGAUGCAUACCUCUAUCAGUCCACGGCCAUCGUCUUCGGAAACCGAUUCUGUAUACCCAAGUGGCGGAAUGUUGGAAAUGUCGAACGGAUACCCUGGGUCGGGGUCGCCACUGGGCGCUGGGUGCACGCCGUCACCGUCGCCAGGUCCCGCGCCUUCGCCCCACCGCCACCCGCACAAGAGUCACGCGCACGUACCACCGCACCACUCGCCGCGCCACAACAACCUACGCGUCGUCAUACCCAGUUCCAUGCCGCCACCACAAGACGAAUUAUCGUACACUGGAGAGACACCACUAAGCUACUCAGGACUAGGCAACUUCGGGCCACAGGACUUCAGCAUGACCUCGGACAUGGGAAUCGGUCUAUCAUGGGGCGCUCACCAGCUGCAGACGCUCCAGCACAACAGCUUGCCAGUGCUGGGCGGAGGAGGGACACCGCCGCCGGCGCCGUCGCCUAGCAACGUGAAAAUCAAAGCAGAGCCGGUGUCGCCGCCGCGCGCGCCGGAUCACUUACAUCGCGCGCCGCCGCCUGCGCCCGCACCACAGCCCGCGCACUUAUCUGGAGUCAUUGAUGGUUCAGUAACGUCAAGUAACAUGGGCUCGCCGGCAGGUCAGGAUAUGAGGCACUCAAACACCGUCCCACUAGACUACGAACAGCCUCAUACUAAGAGACAGCGGAUCGAAGGUUGGGCCACAUAG
Molecule: messenger RNA, 1206 nt
Organism: Parnassius mnemosyne (clouded apollo)
Lineage: Eukaryota; Metazoa; Arthropoda; Insecta; Lepidoptera; Papilionidae
Source: the annotation of a GenBank genome assembly